AAGGAUUAUUAUUAUUAUUAUUAUUAUAUGCCGCAUUGUGGACAGAAAAUGACAGCAAAUUUCAAAGUGUCAAAAGUCGAGUGAGUUUUUGGGAAAUAACUUUUGACAGGAAGGCGCUAGAGAAAAACGGUUUGCACCGUUGGACUUGGGGUUGAAUUUCAAGUCGGACUGAUGUGUUUUGGAGACAAUUGGAGAGUAGCUGUCAGAGGCUGUCCCACCUGCACCAUAUAUGCCGCAUUGUGGACAGAAAAUGACAGCAAAUUUCAAAGUGUCAAAAGUCGAGUGAGUUUUUGGGAAAUAACUUUUGACAGGAAGGCGCUAGAGAAAAACGGUUUGCACCGUUGGAUUCGGGGUUGAAUUUCAAGUCGGACUGAUGUCUCUCCUGGAUGGGAAGACUUCCAUGAAAAUGAUCCCCUCACUAGCAGGCAUUCAUGCCCCCAGCAGGCUCUCAUGGCAGGGGAAAGAAUUGACAAUUGGGAACUUAGACCCUUCAAUUGUAAGUGAUGCCAAAUGUCAGAAAAUAAGGAACUGAGCAUUUUCUGACAAAUGGCGACACCUACAAUGGGGGGGUCACUGUUCCUAUUUGUCAGACUGGGCCUUAGGCUAGGAACAAUUACCAAAUCCCCCCAUUUUAUAAACUUUACACAUAUAUAUAAAUAUACAAGAUGUAAAUCUACAUAUACAGUACUAUACACACACACUAUAAACUUAUACACAUAUAGUAUAAGUGCAUAUAUAUAUAUAUGUGUACUAUGUGUAUUUAUACUAACCUACAACAUAAAUAGGAAAACAACAUAAAAGAUAGCAACAAUUACUGCUAAUCUCUAUAGUCGACCCAGCAGAAACAUUUCACUGUGAUCACCUGCAGACCUUCAGUUCUCUCUUAGCGCUUGACUUCUUCACUUGGUAAGUGUGCAUAAUACAUUCCCUGAAAGUUUCAUUCAAAUCUAGGGGAACUUACAAAUGCAAGAAACGGGCUUGGCAUCACACACAUUAGACAGUAAAAGCCCCAUUAAUUCAAAAAUUCUUGUAAAACUGUUUGGAAAUUGCUAUUGCAAAAAAGAUUUGAAUCUAUGAAUUGCAGCUUGUAACGGCAUACUAUGUUAUGUACUGACUUUCCUUUCUGCAAGUUGUCUUUAGCAGAGUGUCUUUUUCAGAUAAUGGCUGACUCAAGUGGAGUGGAAGAAGGCAGCGACUUCAGUCCAGCAUCGACCGUAUGGCUGUCGCGGACAGAAAGUGACUUCAGGGUGACCUCAGAUGAGGAACACCACCAGCCUGUGCCUCGUCCUCCUCCUCCUCCUCCUCCUCCUCCUCCUCCUCCUCCUCCUCCACCUCAUCCUGAAUUAGUUGAGGAUGAUGAGAACUAUUUUGCAGACGAUGAGUAUGACCCCAUGGAAGGAGACUGAUGUUUUUUUAUUUAUAUAGUUUGGUGUAGGUGAAGAUCUGUUUUUUCAGUUUUGUUCAAAUAAAUUUGAAAAACAAAUCUACUAAUCUUCUUG
Molecule: messenger RNA, 1499 nt
Organism: Micropterus salmoides (largemouth bass)
Lineage: Eukaryota; Metazoa; Chordata; Actinopteri; Centrarchiformes; Centrarchidae
Product: formin-I-like
Exons: 4
Coding region: 1101-1406 (101 amino acids)
Source: RefSeq, a predicted model, not a curated record